AGCUAUUUUUUCUCAAGGGCUGCAGCCCCUCCCAAGAAGGGAACUGGCGGCAGAUCUUCCACUGAGGAAGCAGACACAUUCUGCUCUGCAGGUCCCACGGAGUGUGAAGUGCAUUUCAGAGGAACGAGGAGAGGAAAAGCCAGAGAGAGAGGAGGGGGGAGAGAGAGAGAGAGAGAGAGAGAGAGAGAGAGAGAGAGAGAGAGAGAGAGAGAGAGAGAGAGAGAGGGAGAGGGGAUCUGUUGCAGGCAGGGGAAGGCGUGACCUGAAUGGAGAAUGCCAGCCAAUUCCAGAGACACACAGGGACCUCAGAACAAAGAUAAGGCAUCGCUGACACCACGCCCCAGGACGAGCUCACAGACCAGCCGGGCAGGGAGGACCCAGGCCGGGCGGCCAGGAGCACGCACGGCAGGAAAAUGAGGUGGCUCCUUCUCUGCCUCUUCCUGUUGAAGGCUUCAGCCCACACAGUGGAACUAAAUAAUAUGUUUGGCCAGAUCCAGUCACCUGGCUAUCCAGACUCCUAUCCGAGUGACUCAGAGGUAACUUGGAAUAUCACUGUCCCAGAGGGUUUUCGGAUCAAGCUUUACUUCAUGCACUUCAACUUGGAAUCCUCCUACCUUUGUGAAUAUGACUAUGUGAAGGUAGAAACAGAAGACCAGGUGCUGGCAACCUUCUGUGGCAGGGAGGCCACAGACACAGAGCAGACCCCUGGCCAGGAAGUGGUUCUCUCCCCUGGUUCCUUCAUGUCCGUUACUUUCCGGUCAGAUUUCUCCAAUGAGGAGCGGUUCACGGGCUUUGAUGCCCACUACAUGGCUGUGGAUGUGGAUGAGUGUAAGGAGAGGGAGGACGAGGAGCUGUCCUGCGACCACUACUGUCAUAACUACAUCGGCAGCUACUACUGCUCCUGCCGCUUUGGCUACAUCCUCCACACCGACAACAGGACCUGCCGAGUCGAAUGCAGUGACAACCUCUUCACCCAGAGGACCGGAGUGAUCACCAGCCCUGACUACCCCAACCCUUACCCCAAGAGCUCUGAAUGCUUCUAUACCAUUGAUCUGGAGGAGGGCUUCAUGGUCAGCCUGCAGUUUGAAGACAUUUUCGACAUUGAGGAUCAUCCUGAAGUGCCCUGUCCCUAUGACUAUAUCAAGAUUGAAGCCGGUACAAAAGUGUGGGGGCCCUUCUGUGGAGAGAAAGCCCCAGAACCCAUCAAUACCCAGAGUCACAAUGUCCAGAUCCUGUUCCGCAGUGACAACUCGGGAGAGAACCGGGGCUGGAGGCUCUUAUAUGGGGCUGCAGGAAACGAGUGCCCGAAGCUACAGCCUCCUGAGCAUGGGAAGAUCGAGCCUCUACAAGACACGUACUCCUUCAAAGAUCAAGUGCUUGUCAGCUGUGACAUAGGCUACAAAGUGUUCAAGGAUAAUGUGGUGAUGGACACAUUCCAGAUUGAGUGUCUGAAGGACGGGACAUGGAGCAACAAGAUUCCCUCUUGUGAAAUUGUAGACUGUGGAUCCCCAGAAGGCUUGAAGCAUGGGCUCGUCACCUUCUCCACAAGGAACAACCUCACCACCUACAAAUCUGAGAUCAGAUACUCCUGCCAACAUCCCUAUUACAAGAUGCUUCACAAUACCACAGGUAUAUAUACCUGUUCUGCUCAUGGGGCCUGGAUAAAUGAAGUGCUGGAGAGAAGCCUGCCCACCUGCCUUCCAGUGUGCGGACAGCCCUCCCGCUCCCUGCCAAGCCUGGUGAAACGGAUUAUCGGAGGCCGGAACGCUGAGUUGGGCCUUUUCCCGUGGCAAGCCCUGAUCGUGGUGGAGGACACAUCACGGGUGCCAAAUGACAAGUGGUUUGGGAGCGGGGCCCUGCUGUCUGAAUACUGGAUACUCACAGCAGCCCACGUGCUGCGCUCGCAGCGCAGAGACAAUACGGUAAUACCUGUUUCCAAGGAGCAUGUCACCGUCUACCUGGGCCUGCAUGAUGUGCGGGACAAGUCAGGAGCUAUCAACAGCUCAGCUGCGCGCGUGGUGCUCCAUCCACACUUCAACAUCCAGAACUACAACCACGACAUAGCUCUGGUACAGCUGCGGGACCCGGUGCCCCUGGGACCCCACAUUAUGCCAAUCUGCCUGCCCAGACCUGAGCCCGAAGGUCCAGCCCCCCAUGUGUUAGGCCUGGUGGCUGGCUGGGGCAUUUCCAAUCCUAAUGUGACAGUGGACGAGAUCAUCAGCAGUGGCACACGAACCUUGUCGGAUGUCCUUCAGUAUGUGAAAUUACCUGUGGUGCCCCACGCCGAGUGCAAAACCAGCUACGAGUCCCGCUCGGGCAACUACAGCGUCACAGAGAACAUGUUCUGCGCGGGCUACUAUGAAGGCGGCAAGGACACGUGCCUGGGAGACAGCGGGGGAGCCUUUGUCACACUUGAUGAGUUGAGCCAGCACUGGGUGGCCCAGGGUCUGGUGUCCUGGGGGGGACCUGAAGAAUGCGGCAGCAAACAGGUGUAUGGCGUCUACACAAAAGUCUCCAACUAUGUAGACUGGGUAUGGCAGGAGAUGAACUCCCCACGGGGAGUGAGAGAGCUCCAGGUGGAGCGGUGAGCUGACUUACUCCCCCGGGGCCUGCCUACCGUGCCCCAGCUCAAGUGAAGCUACGCCACCCACUUCCAAUAGCACACUCCAUGUCACUUACCACACCAAAGAGGCCAAAACACACUGACCUAGCUGGGCAUUUGUCCUCCUGAGACAGUCCAGGACCUUGGGGAUCAUUAGCAAGGAAGAGGGGAAAGGGUCUAGGCCUGGGCUCAAGGUCUCCUCCAGUUCCUUCCUCUCCUGGCCUCACCUCUCCAGCAAUACAAAGUGGAAGCUGAACCAGUUUGCCUCUGGGCCAAGCCGGCACUCCUCUCCAAGGCAAGCUUUAUUCACUCCUAGUCAGCUACCAACCCCACUGGGUCCAGGAUUGAUACAGGAAAACUUGGACCUGAAUGUUAGGAAAUGACCCUUCAAGCUCUGUAUCCGUGUACUUGCCUGCCUUUGGCCUCUGCACUCCUGCCAAAUCUAGUCCCUCCUCCAGCAGAGAACCAUUCAGGUUUGAGGGACCAAGACGAAGGCGGGGAGGAUCCUUUCUCAUAGUGUAGCACUUGGAGCACUUUGGUUCCUGGAGUUGCUCCUUGUAGCUUCUUGCAGUGCCAGUAUUAACCCUAGUGUUCCCAAUGAAAGGAGUUCCAAAAGACUAAAAGAAGGGAUAGGAGGGUGAGGGGAGCAGAACAGCAAUGGGAGACUCCCCAAGCCUCUGAAACUUCUACUGUCUACCCAGAACACAUCCUGUGGAUCCAUAUUGUCACUCUCAAAUACCAGAUGACACCACAAGUUGUCAACACCUGCUGCUCCAGACAAGCACAAAGUGACCUUGCAGCAUAGGAGAUGUAUCAUGUAAAGACUACUUCAUUCCCCAGCCUCUCACAUGGAAACUUGGCCCCUAAUUGUGGUGGGAGGGGAGAAGACCAGCAGUAUGCCCCCUCUGUGCUUCUGAUCAGGAAAAUAGACAAAAGGUCAUUAGGAAUCACUCCAAUCUACCAAAGCACCCUCCACCCUGGGGCUCGCGCUCAGCAGAGAGCCACCCACCCAGCAGCAUAUUCCAAAGGAUCCACUUCCACAUUCCAGGGGCCAAGGUCAAGGGAAGCAAAGCUUCAUUCAUAGAUAAGCAGUGAAAAGAGAUGGAUAACUUGAGGCCUGCGGUCUACCCCUGGCUCUCUCCUCAGAUGGUUAUUUGAUAAAUCACUUUGUCCUCUGAGCCUCAUCUGUUACAGGGAACUUACAAGAUCCCCUUUGAGGUCUGUCCAGCUCUCUCAUUCAGCACUCCCUGAAAGGCAUUGGCCGCCUCUCCCUGGAUCUCCAAGCUGAAUUGUCCUUAUCCCCAGAGCUCUCUCCUGUGGAUCUCCUCAGACAAAGGUAGCUGGUGAAGCCCCUGAAAGGAUUCUGGGAAGUGGCCACUUUUCCCAUUGUUCCAUCAAAACACACUCCUAUAUCUAUGAAGGAUGCAUGUAGAGGAUGCUAUAUUUUGUAUAUUUACUAUCAAAGGCUUUAUGACUCUGUAAGGAGCCUCUGCAUUCUGUUCCUCCUGUCAGGGGUUUAAAGCAGAAAUAAAUUCUCUAUAGACAACCAAAA
Molecule: messenger RNA, 4154 nt
Organism: Jaculus jaculus (lesser Egyptian jerboa)
Lineage: Eukaryota; Metazoa; Chordata; Mammalia; Rodentia; Dipodidae
Gene: Masp1
Product: MBL associated serine protease 1
Exons: 11
Coding region: 414-2588 (724 amino acids)
Biological process (GO): zymogen activation; complement activation
Cellular component (GO): extracellular region; blood microparticle
Molecular function (GO): calcium ion binding; serine-type endopeptidase activity
Source: RefSeq, a predicted model, not a curated record